Suncus etruscus (white-toothed pygmy shrew) is the source of this 2620-nucleotide messenger RNA. It is a transcript of the gene MAPKAPK2, whose product is annotated as MAPK activated protein kinase 2. Gene Ontology annotation, molecular function: ATP binding; calcium-dependent protein serine/threonine kinase activity; calmodulin binding. Gene Ontology annotation, cellular component: nucleus; cytoplasm. The coding region runs from base 1 to 1155 and encodes 384 amino acids. The record is from RefSeq and is a predicted model, not a curated record. The transcript is spliced from 10 exons. Gene Ontology annotation, biological process: cellular response to vascular endothelial growth factor stimulus; peptidyl-serine phosphorylation; protein autophosphorylation. NCBI's taxonomy places the organism in Eukaryota, Metazoa, Chordata, Mammalia, Eulipotyphla, Soricidae.
AUGCUGUCCGACUCCCCGGGCCAGACCCCGCCGGCCCCGUUCCCCAACCCGCCGCCGCCCGCGCCGCCGCCGCCGCAGUUCCCGCAGUUCCACGUCAAGUCGAGCCUGCAGAUCAAGAAGAACGCCAUCGUGGACGACUACAAGGUCACCACGCAGGUGCUGGGGCUGGGCAUCAACGGCAAAGUGCUGCAGAUCUUCCACAAGAGGACGCAGGAGAAGUUCGCCCUCAAAAUGCUGCAGGAUUGCCCCAAGGCCCGCCGUGAAGUGGAGCUGCACUGGCGGGCUUCCCAGUGUCCACACAUUGUGAGGAUCGUGGAUGUCUAUGAGAAUCUGUAUGCAGGCAGAAAGUGCCUUCUGAUUGUCAUGGAAUGUUUGGAUGGUGGAGAACUCUUUAGUCGGAUCCAGGAUCGAGGAGACCAAGCAUUCACAGAAAGAGAAGCAUCAGAAAUCAUGAAAAGUAUUGGAGAGGCCAUUCAGUACUUGCACUCUAUCAAUAUUGCUCACCGGGAUGUCAAGCCUGAAAAUCUCUUAUAUACAUCCAAAAGGCCCAAUGCAAUUUUGAAACUCACUGACUUUGGCUUUGCCAAGGAAACCACCAGCCAUAAUUCUUUGACCACUCCUUGUUAUACGCCAUACUAUGUAGCUCCAGAAGUGCUCGGCCCAGAGAAGUAUGAUAAGUCCUGUGAUAUGUGGUCUUUGGGUGUCAUCAUGUAUAUUCUGCUAUGUGGGUAUCCCCCUUUCUAUUCCAACCAUGGCCUUGCCAUCUCUCCGGGCAUGAAGAGUCGCAUUCGAAUGGGCCAAUAUGAGUUUCCCAAUCCAGAAUGGUCAGAGGUAUCAGAAGAAGUGAAGAUGCUCAUCCGGAACCUGCUGAAAACAGAACCCACUCAGAGAAUGACCAUCACAGAAUUUAUGAAUCACCCCUGGAUCAUGCAAUCAACGAAGGUUCCUCAAACCCCGUUGCACACCAGCCGAGUCCUGAAGGAGGACAAGGAGCGAUGGGAGGAUGUCAAGGAGGAGAUGACCAGUGCCUUGGCCACGAUGCGAGUUGACUACGAGCAGAUUAAGAUUAAAAAGAUUGAAGAUGCAUCGAACCCUCUGCUUCUGAAAAGGCGGAAGAAAGCUCGUGCCCUUGAGGCAGCAACCCUCGCUCACUGAGCCACCAAACCCAUCCUACCCUAUUGGGGACAAGCAAUAACUCUCAACCUGAAUCUAUUUUUUAAAUGAAGAGAUACAGAACUGUCUACACUUCCACCUUCUCUCUUCCUCAGCUGCAAAGAACUUGAGACCCCUCAAAGGCUGAAUUUCGUCUUUGUUUAUGACCACCCAGAUGGGAGGGGAAGGCGUGGAGAGAAGGGAGCAAGAUGCUCUUGAACCUGUGCUCACAUUGCAAUUUGAUUAGUAGUUUGAUUUAGAAUUUUUAUGAAACUUCUUUUAUUGUUCUUUUCCCACUCCUCCUGUUCUCCUCCAGGCCCUUUUCUCUUUGGGUACCUCAAGGGGUUUGGUAAAGUAUUUGUGGAAACUGUAGGGAGUGUCUCUUUGUUGUUCUGUUUGCCCUUCCCAUUUCUCCACGACAGCCCAGGUCCCCAUUAACAGAGACAUUCAUGGAGGUCAGAGCAAGGAGGACUAGUGCCAGCAAGCCUCUCACCUUGACUCUUGCAACCUUCAGUGUGCAGAGGAGGGGUUCAGGCUAGGGAAUAAGUGUGUGCAUGUGCAUCUGGACUGUACAUUUGAGUGCUUAGAGGUAAAAAUGAUUGCAGAGAGUGUCUCAGCACGGCUUAAGAACAGUUUCUCUUCUAAGGCCUACUGUGCCUUGGCUGAGCCUGCCAAACAAUCUUGGAAACCUUUUCAGAUUUUGAGCCAGGCCUCUAUGGCCUGUGUUUCUAUAUGUUUCUGGAGUUAGAGGGAUGAUUUAGAAUUAAUGUCAAAAUAGGAGUCUUGGACUCCACAAUCUAGGACCCCCCCUUUUCAGUCCGUGCUGGUCCUACGUCAUCUGAGGCACUGAUUCACCUACCAGAUGUCCUCCCUGCUUCCCCUUUCUGUAAUUAUUGGUUCAACCUUUUUUAGUAGCCUUACAGUUUUAGCUUUUUCUCAGCUCUUUUGAGUGCGCUAGCCAAUUUUUAAAUGAUUAAAGACUUGUAUUUUAUAUAUCUCUCCCAGGUUUGAGGCCGUUACCAUUUACCCCUGUGUACAGACAGGUCCACUUUUGUGGUCCUCCUGCUGAUGUUCAUUUGUGUGGCAUAAGUGGGUGGGGGAGUCUUUGUACCAAAGAUGCCCCAAUUCUUGCCUUUUAUUGACUUUACACCCAAUCCAAAGAGCACAGCUUUGUGUCUGGACCAGUGAGGAGAGUUGGAAGAAGUACCUUGCCCUGGAUAGUUGGGUGGAAGGCUUUUGUGCCUAGUUCCCUUUGGGGCAGGGUAGCAGUAAUAGUUCAGUUUGGGUCUCCUUUGAGAGGGAAUGGUGGUAGUGUGGCACCCUAUAAGUCUUCUCUAGGCAUGGAGGAGGAUUCCAAGUGCUGCAGCAACAUCUUUCCGUCAUGUUGGUGUGCCCAGAACUCUCACUGUUGUAAACUAUUGUUUUGUAUGAACAAAAUUGUCUUUACUAAACAGAUUUAAUAGUCAAA